UGUUGUGUGUGUUACCGUCUGUCCCUUGCUCAGUGUCCGCAAUGUUUGAACUAACUACAUAAGCACUGUCUGGAAUGAAUUGCCAGCAACGUCACGUCACGUGGGACGUACACGUCUGCUUUUGCUUGUGCGCUAACGUUUCCUGAAACAGUCAACGGCAUCAUGGCUGUUUGAAGAGGCUUCAAUCUGCCGCAUAAUGCCACGUCAUAGACGGAGAACUAUUUACAUUUAACUACUAGUGUAAGCGCAGAACGUGUUCAACUUUCAUCAUCAUUAAUAGCAGAGGCUGUCAGAGACUCGUUUGGAAUCAAUGACCCAAAGGAAUUGUACAGCGAAGAAAAUAGAGCGAACGCAAACUCCAAGAGGCCUGAACAUGUUGUUCAUCAAACACGUUAUUCCCACGCUACUGCUUGUGAGCGGCUGGAAUGUCACAAGAGGUUUGACAAAAACGUCACCUUGCUUUGCAACAGGUCGUCCAUCACUUCCACUGUCCAGUGGUGAUGGCAUAUUACGAUAUUCGUCAGUAACUGGCCCCCAACCAAUGCUAAGAACUUUAUUAGUUCCUCCAGGGCCGUACGAGGUGAUUUUCGAUUAUCCACCACAAUGUUACAUGGUAGCCAAGGAGAUCACAAUCGAGUCAGAAGGCAGCUGUAUUGUCCAGAUACACACGAGGGAACGGAUCGACUCAAAAUCACCGUGGACACAAUGGAAUCCUAACCAAAUUACCGAAACCAAGCAGUCUGGUGGGAUGGUAGUAGAUCGUUUUAAGUUUGUAGUCUCUGUCAAAAUCCUCAAGCACCAGUUAAAUCUUCGCUUUCACAUGGCAUAUGGAUCUUGUAAAGUGGCACUUAAUGGUAAUGAGCCUUACAUUACUGUGAUAUCAGAAGAUAUCGAUGAAUGCAAGAAUGCAACAACCUGCAGUCCAAGUCCCAGAGGUACCUGUACUAACACAUUCGGUAGUUACCAAUGCUCUUGUAAUGCCGGAUAUACUCAUGGAUCAACGUGUCAAGAUUUUGACGAGUGCUCAAACACCCCUGGCGUCUGUCAACAUAUCACAGAUAGUAUCUGCAAGAAUUCACCCGGUUCUUAUCGUUGUCAGUGCAAUUCAGGGUACACAGGAGUAACAUGUCAAGAUAUAAACGAGUGUACACCAGAAACGGGUGUCUGCAACAGCACAGCUAACAGUCACUGCAACAACAUUCCUGGCUCAUAUCAAUGUCUUUGCAGGACUGGAUACACAGGCUCAACAUGUCAAGAUAUCAAUGAAUGUACACCUUAUACGGGUAUUUGCAACAAUAUUGCUAACAGUGAAUGCAACAAUGCACCUGGAUCUUAUCAAUGUGUUUGCAAGUCAGGCUUUACAGGAACACCUUGUAAAGAUAUCAACGAAUGUAAGGACGACAGAGACAUCUGCAAGAGUACAAUCAACAGUGAAUGUAACAACACCAUCGGAUCGUAUGAAUGUGUUUGCCAAGAUGGAUACUCUGCACCUCCAUUUCAAGUCAUGCCGUCGACCAUUUUCAUGACGAUAUCAACAGGAAGCAUCAGCACCUUUCAGAGCACGACCUCUCAUACCACGACCUAUAUCGUCGUGGCAGCAGUAGCUUCUAUCCUGGCAGUAGCUCUGGGACUUACCGCCCUAGUCUGCUGCGUGAAGAACAGGAAACUGUCCAGAAUGAAAAGUAAAGGAGGCGAUCAAGCGCUGUAUAGAUGUUCUACAGCACCCGAAUCACGUCUAAGCCAGAUUGAUGCUGUCACACUGACGACAAAUGAACUGUAUACCUUACCAGCAUGCGCAUCGGAAGUGCACAACAGUGCGUGCACGAUCGGAAACUCAAACGCGAUCAGCACAGUGCCUGCCAGCUGUACUAGGCAGGUUGGCAUGACCUUGAAUCCUGUGUAUGACGACAGUGCACUACAUGUACCACUGGCCGUGAGGCUAAGCAACACCACAAAUCCCAGUGACAAUGGAUACGAGGAGGUAGAUAUUUGCUCAAAGACUUGACACACAUCGCAGGCUGGCAAGAGAAAAUCCUUAUCCACCUUACUUGGCCUUCAAUUCCCCAACAGGAUUUGUCAUAGAACGAUUAUCUUUUCGGCACCUCUCCACAUUCCUCCGCGGAUACAAAUCUUAUCACACAAGCAGGACCAUCCUUUUGAUUACGUGCCUUUAGCUGAGAAACGGAACACUGAUUGUUUACAUUAUUGCUCUUCGUGAAAUAAAUAUUUAUGUUCUUUGAUAUUUCUGAUUUCGUUGUGUCUUCACCCUUUUCAUGACAUAUUGUUGCCAUACAUUGUGCCUGCUAUUGCUGGGCAACCGUUCUAGAGGCAUGCAAGUAUUUUCGUCAUUCCUGUACUCGAUUAAUCAACCACGACUACGGUGUAGCGGACACAAGAGUAUUGAAUUCUCACGUUCACACAAUUUGAAUUCGAUUUACUAAGCAUAACAUGCCGACCUUUGUCACUGCUUGUUGUGCAUCCACACUCAAUUACUGAUCUGUUCGCUUCAUCUUUUUCUCCUUUGUCUUUUUCUUCUUUGCGAUUUGGAUAUGUGAUGCUUCAGUAAAAACCAGUGAAUAAUACAAGU
This is a messenger RNA of Sycon ciliatum, 2587 nucleotides long. RefSeq lists its product as uncharacterized. The record is from RefSeq and is a predicted model, not a curated record. Lineage: Eukaryota; Metazoa; Porifera; Calcarea; Leucosolenida; Sycettidae. The transcript has 8 exons. Gene Ontology annotation, molecular function: calcium ion binding. The coding region runs from base 311 to 2005 and encodes 564 amino acids.